AGUCUCAUCAAGGACAUGAUACUUAAGAGGGGGAAGUAUAUAAGUCCUGGUCUGGUUGGCAGGAGAGUCCAGUACACCAUGGCACUUCGGCUUUCUCUUUUUCUCGUGGCACUGUCCACGCUAACUCAUGGAGCCGUUCUCAAAAACGGGGACACAAUUCCGACCUAUGCCAAAGUUUGUAGAAGGUCGCAGAUAGACUUCAACUCCUGCUUCAGAGAGUCACUUCAAAUCGCCAUACAGAAAAUCAGCAAAGAUGGUAUCCGUCAGCUUAAAGUACCCAGCCUUGACCCAUGGAGGGUUGACAAAUUGACAAUUAACUACGGAACGGGUACCCCUUUCAAAGUCAGUAUGCAUGUGAAGAACUCGGACGUUUAUGGAUUUUCUAGACUUCAGAUUCUGAACGUCAGAUCCAACUUCGAUGACCCAGAGGCAAUCUCUAUGGAAAUAGACUUUUCCAACAAGAAAGUGUUCAUUGAAGGAGAUUACAACGCUGAAGGGUUGAUUUCCGACGUUCCAGUCCUUGCCAGUGGCAAAUACAACGUCAGCAUGAGUAAUGUCAGUGGUACCCUUAAAAUAAAAGGCCGCAUUGUCAAAAAAUCCGACGGUGAAGAAUAUCUACAGGUUAUCAGAUCAAACUCAAGGCCUGAUGUCGGAGACAUGGUCAUCAGCAUGACCAACGAGAACAACAAAUACCCCGAACUUCACAAUCUCUUCCUCGUCUUGAUGAACCAAUUCUGGAAGGUGAUGUACGAAGAGCUUCUUCCUUACGCCGAAGAGAACUUCAAUGAAAUCCUUACACCAAUGUUUAACAUGGCCACUUUCAAGAUCCCAUUCAACCAGCUUAUUCCACAAUAAGUAAGGUGCAAUACUUUAAAAAACUAAGAAGUAGAGUGAAUUUUAAUUGUAGUCAUUUUGAGUAAAGCUACAAUUAGAAGAAAACACCUUUUUAAUAAAAUAAAUAUAAACACAAGUCUGUACUUAAUAUGGAGGUGUUUGAACAAAGUAAAUGUUAAGGAUUCCUUUUCUUCUAACUUAUGCACUGAGGUUUUUAAAAACCCUUUACAUACUUUCAUCUUAUUAUAUUUCAAAAAAUUGUCUUUGUAAAAAUACAAUGUUUAAAAAAAAAUAAAAAAAUGUUUGUAAAAUA
Messenger RNA from Cimex lectularius (bed bug), 1147 nucleotides. RefSeq lists its product as uncharacterized. Bases 16 to 855 code for a protein of 279 amino acids. Lineage: Eukaryota; Metazoa; Arthropoda; Insecta; Hemiptera; Cimicidae. The record is from RefSeq and is a predicted model, not a curated record. The transcript is spliced from 6 exons.